CCCGAAGCGGGUGGACAUUCUUAGAAUUUGAAAAGGACACUUCGCGGCUAGAAGGAAUUAAAAGGAAAUUGACCCGCCCAUAGGAGCUGAGAAGGGAACAGAUCUUGCCCUCGGGCUGCCUACUCUCGGAGCUUUCCAGGCCCAGUUGUGUUACCAGGAAAGGCCAGGAGAAAGCACCCGCUUCAGCGGCCACAGAUAGCUGCUUUCUUCUGACACCUACCAGUCUGGACCCAGCAAAGUGAUGUCUAGCUUCAGAUGCAUUCCAGCAAUUAGGGCCUGGACCAUGCAGAGCCUACCAAUCAUUCCUGUGCCGGUGCCGGUGCUGCGCCUCCCUCGGGGCCCGGAUGGCUUCAGCCGAGGCUUUGCCCCUGAUGGACGCAGGACCAUCCUGAGGCCAGAAGUCGGAGAAGGUCGUAUUCAAGAUCCGCCAGAGUCACAGGAACAGCGGGCCCGAGCCGCUCUGCGGGAGCGCUACCUCCGAAGCCUCCUAGCCAUGGUGGGCCACCCUGUGAGUUUCACACUGCACGAAGGUGUACACGUGACUGCCCAGUUUGGUGCCACAGACCUGGAUGUAGCUAACUUCUACGUUUCCCAGCUGCAGACUCCCAUAGGCGUGCAGGCGGAGGCCCUGCUUCGAUGUAGUGACAUAAUUUCCUAUUCCUUCAAGCUGUGAAGACUGUCUGCUCGUUCUCUUGUGGGCAUUGCCGCAGUAGCCCAGGCCUCUGUUCUCAGCACCUUCCUGGACUUCGAAAGCAAGCGCCAACAAACUCUGGCUUUGGACUCAGAGGCACACCAAAGCAGAGACCACCUGGGGCUGGAUGCUGAUGACCCUGGCUCUCAAGAGGCUGCGGUGGGAAGAUCAUAAAUUCAAGGGGGGACAGGCUGUGCCACAGUGGGAGGCUGCAACCACAGACAUCCUAGGUCUUUCGUGUUGAAAGGAAUGUUCUUCCUCACACUAGUGAACUUUACAGAAAUAAAUUCCAAGGCUAGGCCUUGCAGACUGAGGAGUGUGUAUAUGCAUGUGUGUCUGU
This is a messenger RNA of Rattus norvegicus (Norway rat), 1031 nucleotides long. It is a transcript of the gene Gemin7, whose product is annotated as gem (nuclear organelle) associated protein 7. The record is from RefSeq and is marked provisional. The coding region runs from base 242 to 673 and encodes 143 amino acids. The transcript has 3 exons. Lineage: Eukaryota; Metazoa; Chordata; Mammalia; Rodentia; Muridae. Gene Ontology annotation, cellular component: SMN-Sm protein complex; cytoplasm; Gemini of Cajal bodies. Gene Ontology annotation, molecular function: RNA binding.